Molecule: messenger RNA, 383 nt
Organism: Trichoplusia ni (cabbage looper)
Lineage: Eukaryota; Metazoa; Arthropoda; Insecta; Lepidoptera; Noctuidae
Product: larval cuticle protein F1-like
Exons: 2
Coding region: 7-324 (105 amino acids)
Source: RefSeq, a predicted model, not a curated record
UCCUUCAUGAAGUGCUAUAAAGUUGGUUGGUAUCUAGUCAUUUGUAUCAUUCAGUGUAACAGCAUCUCAGUGAAAACAAUCAAAAUGUUCAAGUCUAUGUUGGUACUCGCUUGCAUCGCGGCCGUGGCUGUGGCUUCCCCCGAGCCUAAGCCGGGCGUGCUGUACAGCGCGGCGUACACGGCGCCCGUGGCGGCGGCGUACACCGCGCCCGUGGCGGCCGCGUACACCGCGCCGCUCGCCUACUCCGCGUACACCGCGCCGCUCGCCGCCUACUCGGCCUACCCCUACGCCUCGCCCUACGCCGCCUACUACCUGCGCAAGUGAUCUGAACAAAGUGACAGCAUGAUCUAAAAUAAAUAAAUAAUAUAUUCAGGAACACAUUA